Messenger RNA from Maniola jurtina (meadow brown), 985 nucleotides. Its product is annotated as E3 ubiquitin-protein ligase CCNB1IP1-like. The coding region runs from base 113 to 892 and encodes 259 amino acids. The transcript has a single exon. Gene Ontology annotation, molecular function: ubiquitin protein ligase activity. The record is from RefSeq and is a predicted model, not a curated record. Gene Ontology annotation, cellular component: synaptonemal complex. Lineage: Eukaryota; Metazoa; Arthropoda; Insecta; Lepidoptera; Nymphalidae. Gene Ontology annotation, biological process: reciprocal meiotic recombination.
ACUGUUAAUUUAUGGUUAUAUUUUGACUGUGAAUUGUGAUGCAGUUGCUAAAAUAAUCGUGUGUAAUCAUUGUGUAAUUUUGAGAAAAAAGUUUAAUUCGAUAUAAAAUAAAAUGGUUUUAGAUAUGGUAUGUAAUUUUCGCAAAUGCAGAAGAUCCUUAACCAGUCACGCGUGGGUUACGACAUGUUCACAUGCUUUUUGCGUCGAACAUGGUCAACGGGAAUUUAAAAGGAAUGCAGAAAAUUCUCUAACAUGUCCCGCGUGUGGGAGUGAACUGCGCGACAAAUUCGACGUUAUCCAAGCCGAUCUUAAACCAAGUGAGACAUUUAAAUCAAUUGUGUUAGCGGGUUUGAAACCCGACGCUAUCAUGGACGUGGCCAUGCGCGCGAUGUCUUUUUGGUCAUAUCAAGUCGAACAAGAGACGCUAUAUCAAGAGGGUCUAGCAAAACAUGCUAAAGAAAAACUUAAUUGUCUAGAAGAAGUGAACACUCUUAGCGUUCAGAAGUUAAAAGCAGAAUUAGAAACGUACAAACGUAAAAUUAAUUCAAUACAAACUGAUUUUAAUAAGAAAAAGAAACAAUCAGAAGAACUCGCGGCACGUUUGGAAGAAAAAACGAGACAAAUACAGAAGUUAACAUUUCAACUCGAUGCCCAGAAGAGGAAAGACUUUCGAUUACCAAAUUUUGAAGAUAAAAAUGACCACGAUAAUCAGGAGAAAUGUUUCAAUAUAACAGACUUGGUCGCCAAACGAGCAGCAUCAGAAGCUUUUGUAUUUAGACCGAUGAAAGAAACUGACAAUUCAUUCAGACUAUGUUCACCGAAAACUCCUGUUUUCGAUUUCAGAAACAAAAAUAAAAAGCAAGGAUUCCAGUUCAGACCUUUCCAUUCAUAGUUAAUAAAUAUUUUACCAAUGCAUGUGACUAGUAAUAAGUAUUAAGCGUACCUGCAUUUGUUUAAAGUUUAAUAAAAAUGUUCUAAAUUUCAA